UUCUUCUGUGUUCUGUUGCUGCUCUUCACAAAAACAACUCUGUAGGUUCUGAACACUCGUCUCAGGAUCACAGAUCACAUUCGCUCCUGUUGUCUUUGGAGAGAGAACGGUUACCGACAGCAAUCUUGACCCAAUAUGAGCGACGGAGAGCGCAUGCCGUACGGACUCAGGAGCCUGCUGGAGUGCAUGUCCAGGGCGGUGCUGUUAGAGCAGCCGGACGACAUCCCAGGAUUUCUGUCCAAGUACGUGGAAGAGAUGAUCCGAUACCGAGGAGACGAAGCGAGGGACACCAAGGAGGUCGCCUUUGACUAUGAGGAGCAGUGGGAGAGGGCUGUUUUUCAAAAGACACAGAUCCUGCUAACAGCUCACGAGGAACCUCUGUCACCUCUAUCCAGUGAGUCCAUCACACCACCUGCGUCCUACAGGGUAUCACCGCCAACUGACGAGAGGCAAAAGAUGCCUAGAGUGGGUCCAACUCAUGGAGAGAUAUCUCCAUAUGCACAAGGACCAGUACCAGUACCGGUACCACUGCCGCCACGUAUGGAGAGAGACACAACAAAUCACACUGGAGUGUCUCUACCAUCUGCAGUUCUAGUUCUCCCACCCAUCCAACAGGAAGUGCCUUCAAAACAGGCACAGGGACAAAAACCAACCCCAGAGUGUGAGGGCGGGUUUACCUGCCGUCUGAAAGACUGCUGUUACCAUGACAGACCCAAAGAAGGGGAGUGUGCAUGUGACAGCGAGUUACCGCCGCUCAGACGUACAACGGAUCUGGAGUUGAAAAGGCUACUGGCAGCGCCCUCAAAACCUGACGCACAGGUUCCAUACAGACCCAGGGGAGGUUUUAUUACAGAUGGAGAACUAGAACCGGUGAGAACCGGGGCGAGGCCUGUGUCCAACAUGCCUCGCCCCACCUCGCUCGAUGGCGGUGAUACAAACAGGACGAGUGGGACAGAGAGCCGCUUCCUUCACUGCAGACAGGACACCGCCAUCAGCAGACAAGGUGGUGAGGUGGCACGCUGCGCCGACAUGUCUCUGGAGUUUUCUGUACACACAGCGGGUUCGGUCCAUGUCGUCAGAUACACCUACACGCAUGUACAGGGCGGCAGACUCCCACCUCUCUCUGCGCGUUUGCCCUCACCACCCAAUUUGUCCAAAGAUCGGCGAGAAUCAAGGAACGGCAGCCCUCGUGAUCCCCACAAAAAGUCUUCAGCCACGGGCAGAACACCUUCGUCACGUCAGUCCAGCUGGAAGCAAUUCUAGGAAGCCUGAGUUGUCGGGCCCUGAUCCAAAUUUUGUCAUGUUUGCCACUUGGCACCUAUCAGUCCAGGACGGGGAUCUCCUCUUGCGUGGUCCUUCCCAAGGUUUCUUUCAGUUUCACCUGUUAAAAGGUAUAAUUGAGAGUUUUUCCUUGCCCGCUUGAGGGAAGGUGUCCAUAUCACUACGGCUAUACAUGACUUUACAAUAUUAAUUAAUUUGGUUUUACCAGCUUGGACAGGGCCUUUCUGCUGCCUUUGUGGGUUUCCUCCGGGUGCGCUGGUUCCCCCACCAUGAAAUUGUUAAUGCCUUUGAAUAAAAAACAGAUAUUGUUAAGUUA
Molecule: messenger RNA, 1597 nt
Organism: Acanthopagrus latus (yellowfin seabream)
Lineage: Eukaryota; Metazoa; Chordata; Actinopteri; Spariformes; Sparidae
Exons: 2
Coding region: 136-1263 (375 amino acids)
Biological process (GO): sperm capacitation
Cellular component (GO): cytoplasm; sperm fibrous sheath
Molecular function (GO): calcium ion binding
Source: RefSeq, a predicted model, not a curated record